Emiliania huxleyi CCMP1516 is the source of this 282-nucleotide messenger RNA. RefSeq lists its product as hypothetical. The annotation marks the transcript as partial. Gene Ontology annotation, molecular function: dioxygenase activity. Gene Ontology annotation, biological process: DNA repair; DNA alkylation repair. The transcript is spliced from 2 exons. Lineage: Eukaryota; Haptophyta; Isochrysidales; Noelaerhabdaceae. The record is from RefSeq and is a predicted model, not a curated record. Gene Ontology annotation, cellular component: nucleus.
CCCGACUGGCUGCUGCCGCUCGUCGAGCAGGUGCGCGCCUCGCUGGGGGUGCCGUUCAACGCGAUCCUCCUCCGGCUCUACAUGGACGGGGCGGACGAGAUCGCAUGGCACACGGACGGGCGCACCUUCCUCGGCGAGCGGCCCACGAUCGGCUCCCUCUCGCUCGGCGCGACCGCCUCCUUCCAGCUGCGGCGAAUGCGCAACCGCGACCUCCUCCUCGCCGACGGAGACCUGCUCGUCAUGCACAGCCCCACGCAGAGGCACUGGCACCACCGCGUCCCC